UUUUAUAAUGACCAACCGCAAUCAAUCUACCCCGUUAUCCAGCCUUAUUAAUCAACUCGCUCCAUUAAUUCAACAACUACAAACUGCACUCACUCAAAGUCAAGCUAUAUCACACCAACCUCUAACGCAAAACACCCCAUAUCGAACCCCAAGAUACUGGGAAAACCCCUGUCCAACUCCUAUCUACAAUAGAUACGUUGAUGAGCCCGAUGAAAGAGUAUAUUCACAACCUAUUCCUCAGAAACAAUGUUUCCGAUGCCGAAGAAGGAGCCCCAUCCAUGAAUGUCCGGAUGUAAAACGUUUAGGUCAAAGU
Racocetra persica is the source of this 313-nucleotide messenger RNA. The record is from the annotation of a GenBank genome assembly. Lineage: Eukaryota; Fungi; Glomeromycota; Glomeromycetes; Diversisporales; Gigasporaceae.